AUGAAAGAAAUUAGUUUUAACUCACUUAAACCCAGAUUAGAUGGUGUUGACAUGGCGUCAAGGAGCUACAGAGCCCGUGUUCUCUGCCAGCGGGUGGCUGGGGUGAAGAUGAUGUUCAGGGGCAUGAGUGUCAUGGCUCACCCACGUCCCCAGACAGACUUCCUGAAAGGAGAAUUGCACAGGAAGCACCCGGGUGUGACAAACCUGAAGACUCUGCGGCUACCGGAUGAACUCCAGAUAGCCGCACAGUCCAUCAUCUACAGAGCGCAGGUGCCUCAGCUUCCCGAGCGCGUUCGCAAGCUCACGAACUUCCUGUGGAGCCGCAAGCGAGCAGUGGAGGAUGUGGCACUGAGACAGAGGGCAGUGAGCCUGGAGAAGGAGCUGUGGGAGAAAGCCAUGCAGAAGAGAGCAGAUAUGGAUGAGCAGCUGCUGGAGGACCGCAUCAGGAAGAGGGUUUUCUCAGAACUCAAGAAAACAACGUAUCACUGGACUCGAUUGAAGUUCGACGAAGAAUUGGGGGUUGUGUACAUGGCAGCUCGGCUUGCUGGAGGCUAUGCAGCCGUGAGGAGAGCCCUCAAUGAGAUAAAGAAGAGGGAUCCCUCAUUUGCUCCCCAAUCACUCCUGGAUUUUGGCUCAGGACUCGGAACAGUUGCCUGGGCGUCCCACUCAUGCUGGGGCCACUCGUUGAAGGAGUUGGUGUGUGUGGACAGCUCUGGACCGAUGAACAUUUUAGCAGAACGACUCCUCCGAGGCGACGACGAGAGAGCCGAACCUCACAUCAAGCAGGUUUAUUUCAGACAGUUUCUGCCCGUCUCUCCAAAGGUGCAGUUUGAUCUGGUGGUCGCAGCUUUCACGCUGUCGGAGCUUCCCAACACCAAAGAACGAGAAGAGGCAGUGAUCACUCUGUGGAGAAAGACGAGCUCUUACCUGAUUUUGGUGGAAAACGGCACCAAGGAGGGUCAUCAAAUGCUGAUGGAGGCCAGAGACACCGUACUCAUGAAACCAGAGAAAACCGCCCACGACCCCAGACCAGCAUCGGUUUUUGCUCCGUGCGCUCACGAGGCGAUGUGUCCCAAACUGGCUCAGGAGUCCGUCACACCCUGCAACUUCCACCAGAUGUACUUUCCCCUUCCGGGGCCCGGGCACAAAGACCGUCAGACGGAGAAGUUCAGCUUCCUGAUCCUGAGCCGGACGGCCCCGGCGGGGGUGGAGGCGGAGGGCGUGGCGUGGGGCCGGCUGAUCGCGCCGGUGCUGCGCAGGGCGCGGCACGUCCACUGCAGGAUGUGCUGCCCCGACGGACAGCUGCAGCACGUGGUGGUCACCGCAAAGAAACACAGCAGGGACGUGUACCGCUGUGCCCGGAAUAGCGACUGGGGCGAUCGACUGCCGAUCCUUGAAAAGGCCACGGAGGACGUCCACACAGAGUGA
This is a messenger RNA of Menidia menidia (Atlantic silverside), 1428 nucleotides long. NCBI's taxonomy places the organism in Eukaryota, Metazoa, Chordata, Actinopteri, Atheriniformes, Atherinopsidae. The record is from the annotation of a GenBank genome assembly.